This is a messenger RNA of Caenorhabditis angaria, 2047 nucleotides long. The record is from the annotation of a GenBank genome assembly. NCBI's taxonomy places the organism in Eukaryota, Metazoa, Nematoda, Chromadorea, Rhabditida, Rhabditidae.
AUGACUGAAGAAAAGCGAAAAAUUUUCAUUGGAAAACCCGGAGCAACUUUCCGCCUUGUUCCAAAGAAUGGAACUGGGUCCUCUUCUAAAUCUUCACCAUCUUCAACAACUCCCCGGAAAAUUGUUGUGAGACAGACAAAUGUGACUGAAAACUCGAAAAAUUGUUCUCAAGAUGCUUCUAAAAACAGCUCAUCAUCAACAACUCCACGAAAAAUUUAUGCGAGAAAGUCAAAUGAAGCAUGUUCUCAAGAUGCUUCUAAAAACAGCUCAUCAUCAACAACUCCACGAAAAAUUUAUGCGAGAAAGUCAAAUGAAGCAAAAACCUCUGGAUUGCAAGAACUUACUGAAGAAAUACCGAGUUCAUCGCCACCAGCCGAAUCUCAGCCAGAUGCAAAUUCACCAAUAACGUCUACACCAACUGAUCUGCCGCUGAACUCAUCAUCGAACUUUAUUUCUGUGAUCGAGAAAAUGGCUGAAAUUGCUUCAAGAAAUACGAAGUGUAUUGGGAAAGGUUUGGUAAGUCUGUUGAAGAAAAAUAAACUGCAAAAUCAAACAAUACGUAUUUCAUUUUCAGGAUACUCAUGAUGUUGUUGUGAUUGGAGAAGAAGACGAAGAAGGAGAACAAGUUGAACCAGAUGAACAUAAUCAAGAUGUGAACAAAAUUUACUCAGAGAGUGAAUUGGAAAGUGAUUUCAGCAGUGAAGAUGAUACGCAAAAACCGAAAAAGAAAAAAAUUGAAGUCAAAAAAACGCAAAAGGAAACAACGGCUGGUGCAAAAAGAGGAAGAAAAAAGAAAGCAAGCCUCAAUUCGAAUUAUUCAGAAGUAAUUUUUUUUAUAAAAUGAAUUUAAAAAAAAUCUUUGAAAAGAUUUACCUGUAACAUUGAUGCGUAGUCCUGAAAAUACGGAUUCCCGAACACUUGUCAAGAAUGAAAAUUUAAAAAAUUUCCAGCACACAUCCAAUUUCUAUGAAAUUUAAACAUUUUCAAAUAUUAAAAAAAUUGAUUUUACAGUAUACAAGAGAAGACAUCAUAUUUUUCUUGGAAUUCGUGCGGCUGAAUGAAGAAGUUUGGUAUGGUGGAUCCGAUGAUUAUCACAGAGAAGAUUUGAAAGAAGUCGUUUGGGAUGAAAUUGAACGAAGCUGUUCAUUUCUGAAAGUUUCCAGAGGAGGAAAAGGUAUUUUAGCUCAAUAUCAAAAUAUAUGAAUAAAGUCGUAAUUUAGGGGAAAAUGCCAAAACUCUCUGGAAAUCACUGAUUGUCGAUUAUAUGAAGGAAAAGAAAAAAAUUCCAUCUAGUGGUUCUCGAGCUGGAAUUCCAAAAACCUUUCCUUAUUACCAUGAGCUUGAAUUUUUUGAUGUUGACAUUGGAAAACGGAACGAUGUUGAAAAGUAAUGUUUUCUUUGUAAAGUCAAUAAUUCUCAAAAAAAAAAACAAUUUUUUAAUUACAGUGUUUAUCAAGUUGGAGCUGGAGCUGCUAUUGUUCAAGAGGAAAAGGCAUCGGAGCCAAAGAAAAUUCGCUCCAAAAAAGAGAAAAAGGAUAGAAAACGACAAGCCUCUGAUCCUUUUGGUAUGAUAAAUACAAUAAAUACGAAAAAUUUAAAUUAUUUUUCAGAUUUAGGCCCAUUGGAUGCAUUUACGAAAAUGGCAAACGAUUUAUUUUCGAAAAAAAUCGAUGAGAUCAUUUCGGAUCAACCAGAAUCGCCGCCACAACGAAGACAGGAAAUCAAUGAGGCCUAUGAUAUGCUGGAUAAGUUAUCAGGAGAAUUGUCUUCACCUGUUUUACAACAAAUGAAAGUGGAAUUGAUGCAGGUUAUGUAUAAAUUUGAUCGAUCGGCUCAAAAUAUCAAUCAUUAUCCUGUCAAUCAUUAUCCUGUACCAAUGCCUCCCCCACUUCAUUAUUGGACAAACAACAACAUACCAUUUAAUCAAGACCCCCAUUUUUAUCAAGUUCCACAAGUUGUUCCUGGUAAUACAAUUGGUGCUCCAUCGACUUCAACCGAUCUUCAUACAGAAAAUAUAUAUCAAAACAAUCUUUAUACAAAUCUUUGA